AUGGACAUCGAUAGCAAACUGGACGUUCCCCGCCAGGAGGUCGUCGACAGUGCGUCGUCGUCUGUUGUGAACGAGAAGACCGUCGACGAUGCGCUCGUGUUCUUGCGGCAGCAUCAGGAUGUCGAGACGUCCGGCGCGCAGGUCCCGGCGUAUGUGCGGCGGCUGAGGAGGAAGGUGGAUUUGUAUGUCAUUUCGUUUUUGACGGUUUGUUAUACGUUGAAUUUUUUGGAUAAGGUGCUGUAUAAUUAUGCCAAUGUUAUGGGCAUCAGCAGGUCGCUUCACCUGACUGGGAAUGACUUCUCGAAUGCGGCGUCGGCGUUCUAUAUCGCUGAUACGGUUGCUGGGGUACCGAAUACGUUUCUGCUGCAGCUUCUGCCUACUGGCAAGUGGCUAUCGAUCUGCUUGCUUUGCUGGGGCAUCAGCACUUCCUGCCAUGCGGCGCUUCAGAACUACGGUGGCUUGUUGACCGUGCGGGUUCUCUCUGGGCUGUUCGAGAGUUGUGUGCCGUCGGCAUUGAUGUUGCUGAGCAGCCAGUACUUCACGAGGCGCGAGCAAGCCACAAGAUUCUCAGUCUGGUACUGCGGUCUCGGUUUCGGCCAGAUCCUCGGCGGCCUGAUCUCGUUCGCUUUCCAGUAUGUCACAGGCUCCUUCGAAGGCUGGCGCAUCAUGUUCCUCGCAGUCGGCCUCUUCACCGUACUUUUCAGCAUCGCGGUGUUCUUUCUCGUUCCAGACACACCCAUGAAAGCCUGGUUUCUCACCGAUGAAGAAAAGGUGAUACUUCUGCAACAUGUCAAAGCCAACCAAACCGGCAUCGAGAACGCUCGUUUCCAGCCAAAGCAGCUCUGGGAGGGAGUGACAGAUUUUCAGAUCUGGGCCAUCGGUGCCACGCUCCUCCUCCAAGGCACAGGCGGCGGCGUCGUAACGACGUACUCCAGCACCCUCGUCGCGAGUUUCGGCUUCACGCCUAAGAUAUCCGCUCUCCUGCUCAUGCCUUCCGGACUCGUCAGUAUCGCGGCUGCGCUGGUGGCAGGAAUCGGUUCUAGAUACUACGGACACCGCUGGGCGUUUUCGUUGUUCGUGGCGGCAGUUGGAAUCGCUGGGGCGGCGAUGCUGGCGUACAUACCGCAUGGGAACCGUGCCGGUCUGCUGGCGAGUAUCUACCUCGUGAAUUCAUUGACAGGUGCUGGACCAACGGAGUAUCAAUGGGUGCUUGGAAACACGGCCGGGCACAACAAGAGGGCGUUCUUUAGCGCCAUGUUGAAUAGUGCUUUCUCGAUUGGGAAUCUUGUCGGUCCUCAGACGUUCAAAGCCAGCGAAAGGCCCACCUACCAAACCGCCAGGGUCUCGCUCGUGGGGACAUGGUCAGCCAGCGCCGGCGGUAUCUUGAUCCUGGUUGUCUACUACGUCCUCGUCAAUCGACACAGAAGUCGCAAGGCCGGUCCCGAAGCCGAGACGAACGACACGAGCGAUGUCGAAGAUAGCAAAGCGUUUGCGGGUUUGACGGAUAAGCAGAAUCCUGCAUUUAGAUAUCAGUAUUAG
This is a messenger RNA of Zasmidium cellare ATCC 36951, 1539 nucleotides long. RefSeq lists its product as uncharacterized. The record is from RefSeq and is a predicted model, not a curated record. Gene Ontology annotation, molecular function: transmembrane transporter activity. Bases 1 to 1539 code for a protein of 512 amino acids. Gene Ontology annotation, biological process: transmembrane transport. Lineage: Eukaryota; Fungi; Ascomycota; Dothideomycetes; Mycosphaerellales; Mycosphaerellaceae. The transcript is spliced from 4 exons. Gene Ontology annotation, cellular component: membrane.